ACGAUAUACAAUAUGGCGAAGUUUGUCAUUGCAGGGAGGGCAGACUGUCCAUAUUACGUGAGAACAGAGUUGCUUGGUGAUCGCCUUGAACGAAAUUUAUCCGAUUUCAAAGUACACAAGAUAGUGAAACAGCCUGAUGACUGGGAGAACUGGCUGAGAGAAGUGUGUGAGGAGAAAGGCUGGGACCACAGCAAAUCGCCUCUGGUAUGGCGGGAGCUGAUCGACCGCGGAGGGAAGGGCGUCCUCAUAGGGGGCGCCAACGAGUUCCAGGAGUACGUGCAGGCUUACUAUGACCUUGAGUCGGCCAUGACCAGCGACGACAUGCUGAAGUGCGCUGAUGAGAACCUCCAGACUAAGAUCGAGGUGGAUGUGGAUCAGAAGGAGCUGAAGUCGCAGAGCACGCCCCUUCACGUGUGUGUCACGAACGCGUCGCAGCCCGUGUCUUACAGCCUUGUCACCAGGAUCGUCAGCGGGGAGGUCUUCGGAGAGGACGCCGAAAUAGCACUUCAUCUCCUGGAUGAGAAAAAAAAUGCUGACCGUCUGUCAGGGAUGGAGCUGGAGGUCUAUGACCUGGCCGAGCCUCUGUUGAGACAGGUCUACGUCACGUCGGACCCGCGGGAGGCUUUCGCCGACUGCAGUGUGAUCAUUCUUCUCGACAGUGUCGACAGACAGGAGGAGGAGACAAGAGAGAGCUGGUUGGAAAGAAACGCGGAUCAUUUCUCGAACUAUGCCAAAAUUAUUAACGAAAGGGCCGGCAGAAACUGUAAGGUGCUUCUAUCUGGGAGUGGGCCGAUAAACUUCAAUGCGUACAUGAUGAUCAAGAAUGCGCCGAACGUGCCCAGACAGAACAUCGUCGGGUUGUCGCGACUGGUGGAGAACCGCGCAAAAGCCGUGAUGGGCGAGAAACUGAAGGUGAACACCGCUGACGUCGUCAACGUGAUCGUCUGGGGCAGCGUCAAUGGGUGUCACUACAUCGACGUCAGUGAGACGCGCGUCCACCGGUACGACGGCGCCAUCUGGGGGCCUCCAUCUUUCUCCGUGUCUGCAGUGGAGAUGGUGCACAACACGGCCUGGCUCGAGAAGGACUACAUAGAGCUCGUCAAGUCUCGCCAUGUGAAGGUCGAGUCUGCAGUCGGACGCAAGUGUGCGCUGGCGGAGGCGUGCGCCAUCACCUCGAUGCUCAAGCACUGGAUGGACGGAUCUCCAACAGGGCAGAUAUUCUCUCUUGCCAUUUUCUCAGAAGGUUGGUACGAUGUGCCCGAGGACUUGGUGUUUUCCUUCCCGGUGACUCUCGACCCGAAAGGCUACUGGAAUGUGGUCCAGGACAUCACACUCACUGAUGAGACGAAGGCCAAACUCAAACUUAGUUACACGGAACUGAUUGAAGAAAAGCAAGUAAUGUUUCCGCCACCGGUUGUCGAGUUACAAGAGUCGGCUAAAGUCAGCGAAACAGACACACAGAGCAACAAGCAACAGACGCCCGAUCAAGUGGCGAGUGGGGGCACGGAAACGACAGAAGGAGGACAAAGCAAGGAAGUGAAAGAAGGAGAACAGGAAGUACAAGGAGAGCAGGGAGUGAAAGAGGAGGACACAGAAGCAAAAGACAAGGAAGAAGAAAGUGAAGAACAGAAGGACGCUAAAGAUGACAAGUCUGGUGACAUUGAAGAGGAACCAUCCCAGUAAUUCCAGCAGCGAUCCAGCACAUCUGGCAGAGAAACAAAAAGAUUGUCAAAAAAAGUUGGAAGAAAUUAUUUCAGGAUCCUGAGAGAAAAAUCUGAAAUAAUUGUGAGAGUAUACCCACGGGCAUCACAAGACCUUUUGAACAGUGUUCAUUUUUGGUAAUGAACUAGUAAAGUUCAUGGUUAAUAUUAAAUUUUUCAAAACAAAGAACUUGUAAAACAAAAACAAAAUCGUGGAAAUGAGGUUCAUUUGUACCACCAAACCUCCUCCCCCCCCCCCCCCCCCCACAUCUGGUGGCUGGGCCUGAGUAAAUCUCUUAAUAAUAACUAAUGAUUAUAACAGAAGGCUUAAAGCUACCAAGGAGAGAUCCGAAUUAAAAUAGCCAUCGCCGGAUGAUAAAUAUGAAAAAGAAAAAAUCUAUCUACGAGGAAUGAAUGAAUGUUUUAUUCAACAAUGCACUCAACACAUUUUAAUUAUGGUUAUAUGGCUUUGGACAUACGGUUCUACCUACAAGAGUCCAAUGGUUAUCUGUAUUGGUGUUAAGGCGUGUACAGAAUAAUAUGUUUAGAAUGUAGAUAAAGAUAAUAUCCACUGGCAUGAAACAGUUACGUUAGCCUGCAAAUUAUUUUUUUUAAAGAGAAAUCAUAUUUAUGCAUUAUUCCUAAUUUAUUAAAACACAUGGUUGUUACAAGAUGAAUGGUGGGGUUUUAAAACUUUUUAAUAGAGUUUAUUAACUCCAGAAACAAAAUUAUAUGGUGGUGUCAGGGUGAAUGUUAAGUUUACACACCAGCAUUAAUUACUUCAUGCAUUUCGGUACAAUUUCCAUGUCAGAAUAUACUCUGUGAAAAAUACAACACUAUCGAGAGAAUCGGAUGACUACUAUCUUUAUGGAGUGCUCUCAACUGACAAGUACUGUGUAAAAAAAUCAACACAGGUCGACCACAAACAUUUUUAGGUAGCACCCCACAUGCCUGAGCACUGCCUCGUGGUGCUGUUAUACAAGUGGCACUAUACUACUUUUUAUCAGUUGGUACUACAUACAACAAGUAACUUCACCCCAAUGGGUUAUUUAAAUAUUACAGACAUCAUCCUAUGUGUAAUUAUCAAUUUUUUUUUUUUAAAAAGCAUACCAGAAUUUUGUAUUUUUUUUUAUGAGGAAUUAUUUCCUAAACCAAACUAUAUUAUGCUGCUACAAGAAAAGACGCGACAAAUAGUGGCGUGUUGCUUUAAUACAUGUGUAUCUCAAUUGAAUUUACAAAUGUGAGAGGUAACUCCUCUUAAUCAGCAAUAGUUUAUCCACACAGGACUUGUUUGUUGUUAUUUAUGUAAGAUAUAUUUUUUUGUGAAUACCUCAAGACAUUUUUAAUUGUAAAUAAAAUAAAUUUUGUC
Molecule: messenger RNA, 3069 nt
Organism: Gigantopelta aegis
Lineage: Eukaryota; Metazoa; Mollusca; Gastropoda; Neomphalida; Peltospiridae
Product: putative malate dehydrogenase 1B
Exons: 6
Coding region: 13-1683 (556 amino acids)
Biological process (GO): tricarboxylic acid cycle; malate metabolic process; oxaloacetate metabolic process
Molecular function (GO): L-malate dehydrogenase (NAD+) activity
Source: RefSeq, a predicted model, not a curated record